AUUAGAGGGGUAGUGUAGAAAAGAAAGAGGAAAGAGUAUAGAUUUACAGGUGAAGACCGUCUGCUUGACGUCUGCUGUGAUAUACGAACGAUGUUAAUGUUGAUAUUUUCACUGGCUUUGUUAGUUGUUGAAGUAAGUCCAGAAUGUGCGGGCGGGGUGGAUUUUCAAAACGUCCUCAAUAGUUUCUACUUAAACAGCAAUACUAUCUGUCGGAAUUCAUCAACGUUUGUCAACGCAAUUUCUUCGAGAUAUUGCUGUGCCUUUGAUUCCAUAAGUUGUCCAGUUGUGAAACAAUUGACUGAACACUUUUACAGAAUUUACCAAACUGAACACCAGUUCUAUUAUUUAUGCUUCUACAACUCCUUCAAUGCCAUUAGUUAUGCAUGUAAGUGUGGCAACCCAAUAAACAAAAUAUGUGGGAUCAGAAGAGAAAGUCCAAAUUUCUCAUCCAACAUUAUGGCGUACAUAAUUGGAGGAAGAGAAGCAAAAGACUGUGAAUUUCCAUGGAUGGCUUUUAUCAAAAGUAGGAAUCAAAUAUGUGGAGGAUCUUUAAUUGAUAACCGGCAUAUAAUUACAGCUGCCCAUUGUGUAGAGAACAGACAACCAGGUGAAAUAUUUGUGUCACUGGGAACAAACGACAAAGAGUUUAUAAGAAGGGUCUAUGUAUCAGCAGUGAAAAUCAACCCCUCCUAUAAGGACCGCCAGUAUCAUAUAGUCAGUGACAUUGCAGUUCUAACUCUGUCGGAAAAAAUCUUGCUGUCGACAUGCAUCAAUCCAGUGUGUCUCCCUGUCAUGGAAUUUCCCCUCUCAAACACUGAAAACUGUUUCGUUACUGGAUGGGGAAAAGAUGCAGAAGCUGGUAAUGUCCAGAGAUACCUCCAUAAAGUCAGAAUUCCAAUAUGGAACAAUACAAUGUGUGAAAAAUAUGCUUUUGGAUUCAGUGCCGGCAUGUUGUGUGGUGGCUACAUUAAUGGUGGCAAAGACUCUUGUGGUGGAGAUUCUGGAGGACCCUUGAUAUGCCCAUCAAACAAUCGUUGGGUACUGACUGGUAUUGUCUCUUAUGGAAUGGGAUGUUCCAGACCUCAUUCCCCUGGUGUCUACACAGAUGUACGAUAUUAUUUAAACUGGAUACAAAAAACCAUUAACUGAAGAUCUUCCAGUCUUUUACUCUUUGUCCCAGUUUUGUUACUUUUUUUUAAAGAAAUAAAAAAAAUUAGUUUUCU
This is a messenger RNA of Octopus sinensis (East Asian common octopus), 1223 nucleotides long. Its product is annotated as venom protease. The record is from RefSeq and is a predicted model, not a curated record. Bases 91 to 1149 code for a protein of 352 amino acids. Gene Ontology annotation, biological process: proteolysis. The transcript is spliced from 7 exons. Gene Ontology annotation, molecular function: serine-type endopeptidase activity. NCBI's taxonomy places the organism in Eukaryota, Metazoa, Mollusca, Cephalopoda, Octopoda, Octopodidae.